AUGACAGGUUCAUUUGAGCAACCUGAAAAGAUCAUGGAGGAGCCGCCGUUUGUCGAGACCGGCUUCCAGCGACUGAGACAUCUGACAUGGGCAUGGUUCACCUUCCCAAUGGCUACGGGCGGCAUGGCCAUGCUCCUGUCGCCCAAGAACCAACCACACACCUUCAACGGCCUAGAGACGAUCGGGGAAAUCGUCUACAUCUGCGACCUGUUCAUCUUCACGGUCAUCGUCACGGCCAUCACAUACCGGUUCAUACGGUGGCCCGGCACGCUCAAGGCGAGUCUAGUGCACCCGACCGAGUCACUCUUCUUCGGCACCUCGUUCCUCUCGCUGGCUAGCAUCAUUGCGGGCAUGGCUCUGUACGGCAUCGAGCACACGGGCCAUUGGCUGGUGGUGACGUACCGCGUUCUCUUCUGGCUGUAUUUCUGCUGCACCUUCAUCGCCGCCGUCGGGCUGUACUGCAUGCUCUUUACCAACCCGCGACUCAAGAUCCAGGAUAUGACGCCCGCAUGGGAUCUGCCCAUGUUUCCAUUCAUGCUUACGGGGACCAUCGCCGCCUCGGGGAUCGAGUACCAGCCUCACGCGGCCGCCAUGCCCAUGCUCUUCGCGGGACUGACGGCGCAGGGGUUGGGGAUGCUCAUCUCGAUGGGCAUGUACGCCAGCUACGUGCGGCGGAUGAUCAACUACGGCUUCCCGUCGCCCGAGUCGCGCCCGGGCAUGUUCAUCGCCGUGGGCCCGCCGAGCUUCACGGCGCUGGCCAUCAUCGGGCUCGCGGACCACUGGCCGCGCAACGGGUACGCCUACUUUGACGGGCCCGACGCCAUCACGCAACAAGUCGUGCGCAUCCUGGCCCUGCUGACCGCCGUCUUCAUCUGGUCCCUGUCGCUGUGGUUCUGGGCCAUCGGCGUCGUCUCCUGCCUCGCCGUCCGCCGCACCUUCCGCUUCCACCUCAACUGGUGGGCCUUUGUCUUCCCAAACGUCGGCUUCACCCUCGCCACCAUCAACAUCGGCAAAUCCCUCCACAGCAACCCCGUCCUCUGGGUCGGCUCCGUCAUGACCCUCCUCAUGAUCCUCCUCUACGUCUACGUCCUGUGUAACCACGCCCGCGCCGUUUGGCGCAAGGACGUCCUCUACGCCGGCAAGGACGAGGACCACUACCACAAGGAGCGCAUGGAGAAGAUUGAACGCGAACGCCUCGCUGGGCCCGAUCCAGAUCCCGAGAAAUGUAAUUGUGCCACAACCACGGGGCGGUAG
Molecule: messenger RNA, 1254 nt
Organism: Fonsecaea multimorphosa CBS 102226
Lineage: Eukaryota; Fungi; Ascomycota; Eurotiomycetes; Chaetothyriales; Herpotrichiellaceae
Exons: 2
Coding region: 1-1254 (417 amino acids)
Biological process (GO): malate transmembrane transport
Cellular component (GO): membrane
Molecular function (GO): malate transmembrane transporter activity
Source: RefSeq, a predicted model, not a curated record